Molecule: messenger RNA, 1218 nt
Organism: Prunus persica (peach)
Lineage: Eukaryota; Viridiplantae; Streptophyta; Magnoliopsida; Rosales; Rosaceae
Exons: 1
Coding region: 1-1218 (405 amino acids)
Source: RefSeq, a predicted model, not a curated record
AUGGCUGACAAUAACGAUGAAAAUCAAGCUUUGGAAGAUUAUGCUCAACCGGUUAUACCAAAUUCCCCUUCGUGCAUCUUGCUGCCUACUGAAGCUAGAAAUUAUGAUCUCAAAUCUUCACAUUUUCACAUGCUUCCUUCUUUUUAUGGUUUACCUAACGAAGAUCCAUUAGCCCAUAUUAAGGAAUUCUACAAUGUUGUGAGUGGUUUACCUUUGCAGGGAGUGACUGAAGCAAAUCUGAGGAUGAGGGUUUUUCCUUAUACAUUGAAAGAUAAAGCAAAGGGUUGGCUAAUGACUUUAGCACCUGGUUCGCUCACCACUUGGGAUGCCGUAGCUAAGAAAUUUUUGGAGAAGUUCUUCUCUACUCAAAAGACAGCUACUUUGAGAGGGCAAAUCUUUAACUUUAAACAAGAUGAUGGAGAACCUUUCAAUGAAUGUUGGGAGCGUUUCAAAGGGCUGUUGCUGCAAUGUCCACAUCAUGGGUUACCUCUUUACUUACAAAUGCAAAUUUUUUAUGAUGGACUAACCCAAACAUGUCAAUCAACUGUUGAUAAUGCAGCAGGUGGAGCUUUGAAGAAAAAAAAUGCUCAAGAGUCAUAUAACAUUUAUGAGAUGUUGGGAUCUAAUGCUCAACACAAAGAUACAAGAGGUAAACGAGUUGGAGUGUAUGAAAUGAGUUCUAAUAAUGAUCUGGCCUUGCAGGUGGCUAGUUUGGAAAAGAAGCUCGAUUCUAUGAUCAAUAUGGUGCCUAAGAUAGCUGAGGUGUGUACCAUUUGCAACAUACCAGGUCAUCCAACUUAUCAAUGCUCGGCUAGUGAGGCUUAUCCCGAAUUUGUUCAAGAGCAAGUGAAUCUCAUGAAUUCUUACAAUCAGAGGCCGAGGAAUGACCCGUUCUCUAAUACAUAUAACCCUGGUUGGAGAGAUCAUCCCAAUCUCUCAUGGAAGAAUAACAAUCAAUUUCAAAAUUUCCAACCAAAGCCUGCCACUACGCUUGAAGAUACGGUCAAAAUGCUAGCUCAAAACACCGUUCAAUUCCAGCAAACUACCAAUAGUACUCUCCAACAACAUUCAGCUGCUCUAACCAAAAUGGAGACACAAUUAGGUCAGAUUGCUGAUGCUUUGAGUCAAAGAGAACCCGGAAAAUUUCCAAGCCAACCGGUGAUACUUCAAAGGAACCAAGAGCAAGCCAAAGCGGUCAUAACACUUAGUUGGCAAUGA